Elaeis guineensis (African oil palm) is the source of this 3198-nucleotide messenger RNA. The record is from RefSeq and is a predicted model, not a curated record. Lineage: Eukaryota; Viridiplantae; Streptophyta; Magnoliopsida; Arecales; Arecaceae.
AAUUUAUAUACUAAUAAAUGCUUGCAUUUAUUCGGUGAGAAUCUUAAUUUGGCUAGUCUAUGCUAUGAUUCUACACUGUUUCGUUUCAAUGUUAUCAGGAAUGAUGCUUAUGUAUGCCAUGUAUGUUGCAUUUCAAUACUAGUAUGUAUUAGAUCAGUGUGCUAUAUAUUGUCUCGAGCUUGCAUGUAUUAGUAUGUUAACAUCCCACUGUAACUAUGUCACUAAUGAUGUAUGAAUGUUAUCCAUUUUCUAAGGAUGGACUGUGACUACAAAUUUUUGGACUUAGCAGAAAUUAUAGCAUUAUCCAUUAUGGUUGCUCCUAUAUUGGCCUUCCAUGCUGCCUUUGCUGCCCUUACGUGCUACAGCAGGUUCUUUCGGAUUACCCAUGAACUAGUGGUCAGUAAGGAGAUGGAGGCCAAGCUUUAUGACUAGGCUACUCUAUGAUAUGGAUGCUAGAUGCAUCAAAAUGAUGUGGUUGAGGAUGGCUCCCUUCUUUACAUUAUAUUCUGCAUUACAUCAGAGGUGUCUUCAAAGGAUGCUAAAUGUUGUGAUCAAAGAACAAAUGGUGAUGUUCCUCCACAAAAUAGGACACAAUGCCAUGAAUGGAGUCAUUGGAGACAACUUCAUUCAAUCCAGAUAGACCAUAGCUCGAAGUAGUUGAUUCAUCUUGAUUCAAUAUUGUCAGUGCACUGCUGAAUGCAUCAGCAAUUAAUUUCAUAGGACUCUAUCGGAGCUUUUGAUGUAAUGUAGACAUGCUAGUGUUCUUGUAGAUAAUGCUGUAGCCUUCUGUGAGAGGAAACCAUACCAAACAGAACAUUCAUGCUGCUGUCGUUUUCGACCUAUGAUUCGUAUAUGUUUGAGCAGGGUGAGAGUGACUUGGCACAUGCGGCAUUUGGUGCCUAGACCUUUAAGACAUGCCUAGGAAUAUGCUCUUGCCAUCUCUGUAGGCACCAAUUCCUUCAGUACGAGGGAUUUUACAGAUAUAAAAUUUCAAUAUAGGCUUUGUGGAUCAACUUUCUCAAAUAAAUGAAGAAAUCUUUGCUUGUCUUUAAGACUUUUUCUUAAUCCGAAUCAAGUUCCAUUCUUCUUUUAAUUGAUUGAACUUCUUGUCUAGAUCAUGAAUGCAAACUUAAGUAUAAUGAUGGUAGGAAUUAGAAUGGGGAUGAGAUGCAAAAGCAAAAAUAGGUUAGUGAUCAGUGAAGUUGUUGUGCCAUCUGGUGUCAACUCAAGUGCCUUUUUGCACAAAUGUUACGCCACUCAAAACUAUGUAAUCUAGCCUCUAAAACAAAGUUCUCAGCAAUUUCUUAGUUGAAUGUUACAACAAUUUGAGAUUGCUGGAUGUAAGAACUUUCACAAUAUUGUUGCUGGAUAAUCCUCAAUGCCUAGACUAUUAGUCUCUAUGUACCUGUUUAAGAUCUGGUACAUCUUUGAAGCUUGCUCAUAGAUAAGGUGAACAAGAUGGGGGACUAUGUAGUUAUGUUUUAUACAAUGUAGCAACUUAAUUUUGUAAAACUAAAUUUGAACUGAUGUUUUGCACAAUUGAAGUGGAUAUUGCAACUUUCAGUAAAAGUCUAGGCCCCAGAUCUUAGUUGCCUAACUGACUGUUAUAAUUUAAAGAAUUAGUAGAAAAUCAUGACCCAUAAAGCAUUUCAGUUUGUGAUUUAAUGCUGAAAAGCAUGGCUAAACUUAUAGGCCAUUUCAGUACUAUCAUCUAUUGGUUUUUGCUGUUUAGUGAGUUAUAUAUAUCUAGUGCUGUUUGAUAUUAUCUUUUCGUUUCCAUGUGGGAAUGUUUCUUUUUUAUUAUGCACUUAUGAUUUGUGUCAUUGGUAUAGUAAGUAGCUAAUUAUGUCUCAUAUCUUAUUUUCCAGUGUAGUUUCAAUGAUGCGGUGUGGUGGAUCCAUCAUUUGGAAGUUAAUAUGAAUUGAUUUAGUGGAGCAUAAGUGGCAGUAUUGUUAUCAGUCUGAUUGAGAAAUCCUUGCUUCCAUCGGAGCCUAUUCUCCUGAUAAGACCAUCUCCGAACUUCACUGCAUCUGAUUAAUUUGUCCAAACCAUUCCAAUCUUCUUCCCUUUUUUUCUCCCCUGCUGAUUGAAGGAGCAUGUUGAUUUGAAAUUUUACAAGCCACUUUUAGUUACUUAGAAGAGUUGCCAUCAAAUUUGUGCGGUUGAUUCUCAAGGAAGAAGUUGCCGGCAAUGUGGUCUUUCUAAAUACAACAUGUCUACGUUGUAGGGAAAUUGCUGAUUCUGCCUUGCAGUCAACUUGGUUCAACAUCGUACACUUUUUGGCAGUCCAGAAUGACCAAAGAUUGGUUGCAUGGUGAAGUUUUAAAGGCCGUCUUCCCUCUACUUGAUGGUAGAGACCUGGCCUCUUGCAUGCUGGUAUGUCGUCAGUGGAGAGACAUUGCUAGGGAUGACUACUUUUGGAAGUGCAUUUGUGCCAAGAGAUGGCCUUCAAUCUGCAAAAGACCUCUUCCUGCCCUGAGCUACUACAAGCUUUUCCUAACUUUCUCCAGACCCCAGCGGCCCCAGCCUCUUCUGCCGCCAAGGUUAUCCUUCAACGAUUUAGAAUUCUACAUCGAUAUUUGGUCUGAACAGGAGCUAAUCUUCUCUGAAGCCAUCUUAGGCUCUGUGCUCCGGACGGGGAUAAAGAACCCACCUCCUGGCAUAUCUGAUAUCCUCAAGGCACAUCUGGACGGCCCUGGUCACAAGAUGGUAUUGCAAGUGGAGCCAAGGUUCAGUAUUACAUUGGGAAGUAGGAUCAGUGUGUCAGUUCUUGUAGGUCGCAAGGACACCAAUCAGAUGGCAUGCAUUGUAAGAGAUUCUGACUUCGAUUACAUUGAUGGCAGCGCCUUCAGGGCACUUGCCUAUGCCUAUCUCAAUUUUUCACCAGGACAUCCAUUCAUAUCUGGAAUUAGAGCUUGGGUAUCCUUGCUAUUUAUGGCGAAUGGCGAUGAAAAUGGCAACGAUGUGUUUGGCAUUGAGAUAGACUUUUGUGACGCUGCUACCAAAGAGCGCGAGGUAUUGUGGCUCCUAGACAUGCUUGAUUGGAAAUAACUGCUGCAUUUUGUUGCUGCCUGUAUAUAGAAGCAACCUUGUAAAUGACUGGUGUGUUGAGAAUGGAAUUUGAUUUGUAUUUAUUAUUUUGUAAUUUAGGCUCAAAGGUAAACUUUGAGGAUUAAUUUAUUUCUCUGAUGUUGAAAA